CCGCCCCUCGGCUGGCAACUUGGGAGCCUCCUGCGAGAAGAACCGUUGGGCUGAGGCGGUGGCGGUCGGCGAUCAGGGUAGUGGUUUUGGAAAUCAAGAAGAAUCCAGCGUGAUCAGGCCAAGAGCUUAAUCUAGUGAAGCAUCCUGGUUCUUACCAGCCAAAAUGCCUUAUGGGGCCCCAGUAAGCAAGAAAUGAAGGCAUGGUUGCUUCAUACAGAAGAGAUGCUGGUGAAUUUUUAUUAAGGAACUAUUCAAAAUGAUUUAAACUUUGAUAAAUUUUAUGGAUUCUCUUACGUCUUAAUAAUCAUGAAAAUCAAAUUAGAGGUUCUAGCCUCUACGUGUAUUAAACAGAAGAAGCCAUGGCCUCGAAUCACUUGGCUGGGAAAGGAAAAAGAGGCUGUUUUUCUGUUAGAUGACAAAAACAUACAUGAAAUUAACUUGCUUUCUGGAAAGACAAAGAAAAAGAUUCCCCAAGUACAGACUUUUCUGAAGAAUGUUAUUGUGUUAACGACCUCAAGAAAUGGAGCUUGGUUGGCAGGAAUGCUUAAAACAGGAGAGCUCUUUCUUUGGAACAAAGACCAGGACAUUAUAACAACUGUCCCAGCUGUAGAGGAAUCUAAGAACGUUGCUAUGGCAGUGCAAGAACGUUCCUUGAGAUUAUCCAUACAUGUUUCCGGCAAAGGAGAUAAAGUGCUUCUUGCUACUCCAGAUGUCUGUGUCUUGCUGUGGGAAAGCAUAGAAGCAAAAACUACACCUUCCCAAAUUUCUGCAGUGGGGCAGUGGUCACAAAUUAUUCCUCAAGCUUCAAUUGUGUUACCAUCCAUCAAAGAGAAGGAAACUGCAGUUAGUGCUGAUUUUAUUGAAAAUGAGAUAUUGGGAGAUUGUUGCUUGUGUUCUUUUGCAUUUUAUUCUGAGGACAACCUGGUGCUGAUAUUUUUGAAGAUCAAAUGGCAGGAGAACAGUUUAAAAAACGGAAGCUCUGUUCCAUGUCAGAUACACUGGGCACAGCAAACGUGCUCUCUGCUUAGUUUGGCUCCCUGUUGUGAAUCAGUGAAGUCGAGAGGUGCUUUACUUACUGCAUUCUCACAUGAUGGGCUUGUGCUAGCAAUAGCUCUCAAUCAAAAGGAUCUACAGGCAACUCAGGUUUUGUUUAUGAGCACUAAGAAUUUUAUUACUGCUUCAGGGACUCUUAAAGGUUGUGGUAGCAAGCAUCCCAAAAUUCCAUCAAAGUUAAUAAGGUCUUAUUGGAUUGCUGACAUGAGCUGGACUCCUGAUAGUCUGUUUUUGGUUUGCAUGUUAAAACGUGGAUCUCUGAUCAUAAUGACAUGCUUGGGUGAAUUGAUGACUUUAGUUACUUAUGGCUGCUCUGUAGAAUUUGGACCAGCAGAAUUUAUUCCUCUACAUCCAUUAAUAACAUACAGGUCACAGAACUCUUUCUUGAAUUGUCAUGAUUCAUCAGUUUCUGAAGGAGACCUCAUGAGGCAGAGAUUUUCUGUAACAUCUCACUCAAGUUUGCCUUAUCUCAUUGCUUCUGAUGGAUACAUGAUUACAGUUCUUAAAUUUUCCAGUGGGUUUUCACCUUCUACAUACGCAAAGUCAAUGCUGCUUGAUUCGGCCCAAAGACUAGAAAAGUUACACCACAGUUUGAUUACUUUUAAGUCUGAGGGGAAAAAGCAGCCACUGCAGUCAUUGUCUUCUUUAAGAGCUAAUCUCUUACAAUAUGAAAAUCAAAGUUCUACUUUCUCUGGCACUCCAAAGUUUCUGCAAGAGGAGGAGGGAGCCACUGAACCAAAUGAAGAAGUAUCACUCUUCCAGGAGUGCAAUGAAGAAUCCAGUGAUGACAAUUUUUUUCAAAGUAAUUCCUAUAUUUUGGGAAGCCAAAAAGCAGACUUCUCUUUACGUGAUGAAGGCCAGCUGGAAUUCGCAUCAAUGUUUGACACAAUUCAUGCAGUAGAUGGAACAGAUGGAAAAAAAGAUGGCCUAUUGUUUGAACUGAACCAUAUUCAAAAAAAUCUCAUUGCUGCUUGGAGAGUGGGCAUUUCAAGAAGUAUAAAAGAAAAAGAUAUAUUAUUAAAUUUCAACAUUCGUUGCAUUGUACACUUUUUUAACAUUCUCCAGCAUGCAAAACUUAAAGAAUUAGAUCAUCCUGUCAAGAAUCAAUCAUGGAUACAGUGCGUGUUAAACUGUUUCCAACAAUUUUUGACCGUCCUAAGUUGGGAGGAUCAACACAGACAAACUUUGGGGCAUUUAAUGAAAUUCACAAUGCAAACCUUAAAACUGAUACUUGCAGAACAACAAGAUCAUCUGUUCUCCAGUAAUCUUUUGGGGGGCUUUUCAUUGCUGAAGAUGGUUAUUCAUUAUUUAAAUACCAAAAAAAUACCACAAUAUGAAGUUCUUCUAGCAGAUCUGAAUGGUGGUAAUGAGGUGGAACUAGAUUCUAUAGAUGUGCCUCUGUUUCAAAGCAUGGAUUGGAGAAGUCAUCAAAAGCAUUGUGCAAUACAUUCUGUGCUAAAGUGUUCUCUUCCAAUGGUAAACCUAACUGAGAAUCAGGAAAAAAGGUUAACUCUAAUGUGGCGACUCUUGUAUGAACAUGUGAUUUGGUAUUGGGCACAGUUAAGCGGAAAAGUAAAUAACUCAAAUAAGUCAAUAACUGAAAUCCAAAUUGCUCAUGAAGCUCCAGUGACCAAAGCACUUGCAAGUCAUAUACAGGCAAUCUUACAGUCUUCAGGAGAAAGUCUGGAACAACUUCUGAAUCUCAAGUCUGUGAAUGGUGAGGAAGAGUUUCUGAUGGGAUCUUAUAAAGAAUCCGUGGAGGCCUGGGAGAGAGCUUUUCAGGAAACAAAAGCCAAAGGAGGAAAGAGAAUGCCUUUUCUUCAAACUCGAUAUUAUCUUGCUAUUUUAUAUUGCCAUCUGUAUCAUUAUAAUAUAAGUGAGGCUCAGGGUCUGUGUGAUCAUCUGGUAUGUGAGCUUCUAAAACGAACACAAAUUUCUGUAAGAAACCAAGAUGUUUUGACAGAUGCUGAAUGGUUAAAAGAUAUUCACACUGAAGCUGCUCUGGCAGUGGUUCAGUCUUUAGCACGAUUCAUGGCAGCCUACUUCACUAAUGAGCCAAUUUAUGUACUUCCUCCCCACAAUGUUGGUAUCUUACCUCCACUUCAUAUCCAGCCAGACAGGUGUCGUCGUGUUAUUCCUCUACAGCACUCUAGAGUCACUGAAGCAGUUAGGAAUAAUGGCCUGUCUUGUGUCUGGACUGUAGAAUAUACUCUUGAUUUGUUGCUUGUCGGUGGGCUAAUUCCAGAAGCUGUGUGGCUAGCCCAGAAACUUGGAGAUUGGAAAAUGGCUGUUUCAAUUGGAGUGGCCUAUCAUCUAUAUUGUCAGAGUAAUAAAGGCUUAGCAAGGUCAGGGAAAGUGGAAUUAUUCCUGCCAUUACACUUGACUCCAACAUGUAUCUUUCAAGAAAAGCUACAAUCUUUUUUGGGUCAGCCUGUCAACAAUGAAACAGCAAAUGAAGGAAACCUCAGAUACAAACAACUCACAGAUCCUAUUGAAGAAGAAGAUGCAAAUGCUCUUUUUAGUUCAGUAGAACAAAUACUAAAAGCAGCUGUUAUGGCAGAAGCAGACAUUCUGUCAGAAACCUUUCAGGUUUUGAUGGACUUUGCCAAAGAUCGUAGUAGAAAAUUCUGCGGCUUGGUUCCUGAUGGCUUAUAUCUUCCAGCACCACCUUUAUAUUGUCCUCAGCCAACAUUUGUUAGUGAAGAAGAAUAUACUGACUUACCAUUAAGAAUGGAGAGAGACUGCAGACAGAAGGUAUCUGCAAUUGUUCAACGGAUUCUUCUUCUUUUCCGAGCUGCUCAUUGUUCUUUUGCUGCUGCUCAGUGGUAUAUUGUGCAGCUGAAACAUGCACGAAAAGUUAUGCAAAAGAUUCGCAAAAAAAGUGCUCUUCUUCCUUUAAGUGCUCUUCCAGAAAAUUUGCUUAAUUAUUCCAAAUACCAUACAGUGUUCUUAAGACCCACGUCUUCUGGAGACCAUAACUUUGAUGCUGUUUCAUGUAAAACUAUAGGAUGCUUUCGAGAAUUAUGUAUAUUGUGCUGGAUGCUUCAUGUUCGUGAAAGGUUGUCUGAUAGUUGCAGGCGGUAUCAAAGGGCAAGGGAGAAGUUGGAAAACCAGAAUGAAUUCAAGAGGAUCGAAUUUGAUGCUUGUAUAGUUGAGUACUCUAUCAAUGCUUUGGAGUGGGCUUGCCGAAUGCUUCCUUUUGCUAGAUUUAUGAACAUUGAAGAACUUGUCCAGGAUAUCAUUCUGAGCCUUAUUGGAGAAUUACCACCAAUUAAAAAGGUGGCAGAAAUUUUGGUGAAAGCAUUUCCUAGCCUUGAAGAUGUGAGGGUCCCCUUAAGGGAUAAAUAUAAUGAUCUAUACAAGCAAUUUAGGCACUGCACAGUUAAAGGCCCCAACAGUGAAGAAAUGAUGUCCGUUGUUCUACAGGCUGCUUACAAAGUGAAUGUGAAAACCCUGAAACGCGUGAUAAGAAACAUAGGACCCAUUCAAACAAGUAUCUGGGAGCCACCAGAAGAAGAGAUGCAAGACCCUGGAGUUUCCUGCUAUGAUCAGUUUUCUUUGGGGACUACUCUAAGCAGAAGCACAAUUUCAGAUCUGGGAAACCUUCAGGGUUAUAACGAUGCUGAACCAGCAGAUUCAGUUUCUGAGUUUUUGGUGACAGAAGAAGCAAGAAAACUGAGGCAAGAAGAUUCCAAGGAUUUACCCUGUUGUAGAGAUGUUUCCAACCCUAAAGAAUGGAGUGAAAAGUUAAAGGACUGCAGUGGGGAAGGAGAUAAUAAAAAAGAGAUACAUAACGACUUUCCCAAUCAACUCCGUAUGCCUCUAGUCGGUGAAUGGGAAUUUGAACGUGAUGAUGAUGAAUAUAUUAAAUUUUUAGACCUUUUUCUAACUUAUGUGCUUGAAAGAGAUCCACUCAAUCACAGUGAAUCUGCUGUUCCUUUUCUGACAUGCUUUUCAGCACUCCUUAGAGAACAUGAGCUCCACUCUCUUCUUUUUGAUGUUCAUACAACACUGAAACGUCGACAGGUCAGAACUGAAGUCCAGAAUGCAUUUAGAGCUGGUUCUUGCUACACCCUUGUUUUUGGAUCUAGUGAUUCUAAAUUAGCUCCUUUAUGUGAUAAAAAGAAAAAAGAUUGUGAAAAAGAAACUUUAGCUGUUCAACAACCAUUAGAGCUUUCUGUUUCUGAUUCAGUUAUGAGACUUAAUAAAAGAAGAGGAUUAUUUGGUCAAAGCCAGCAAUCAGUCAGUGACACACAUGAUUCCAGUAAGAAAAUAACAUUUAUGUCAGCAUUAGGUCAAUGUUGGUCUACCCCUAAAAGAGCUCUGCUUCAUAAAUAUAUCUGCAAAACUGGACAAGUGAAUGACAUUACACAGCAAGAGGAGCCAACUCCAGAAAUGCACCUUAAAUUUAAUAAUAUAUCUCGUUUACUUGAAUGGAUGAUCAGAUGGUCCAGUAAAAGAAUGUUUCAAGAUCCCAUCUUGGGGACAUUUCAGGAGUGCCAACCAAUGAUGCAUGUAAAAAUAUCUUCAUCUGCCAUACUUUCAUCAUUGUGGAUUUUAGAGCAACGUUACUGCAACAAAUCUCAAGACCAAAGUUGCCUUUUGAAAUCACAGAAACAAUAUGAAGUUUCUUCCACUGUCAUAUCCAAACUAGAGAAAGAUGAUGCUGUGGAUACAAAUAGUUCUCCAUCAGAUGGGGCUCCAGCUGAUAUCCAAAAUGGGCAUGCAUAUGGUGAACCAUUUGAAAAUAUUCCAAGGUGCAGAACAUUACCUGAAAAGCGGAAUAAGAAGAAAGUUAGUCAUAGAGGUCAUUCUAUAGAACCUGCUGAUGUAGAUAUUGGAGGUACAGCUGUUGAUAUCAGUCUGGCAGAAAAAAUGAUAGGAUUCCUACCAAAUGAAGUGGACGAGACCUCUGAAACUGAAGGCUACAGUGAAGAUCCAUCUUCAAAGAGUCCUACCAUUUCUGUCAGUAUUAAAUCAGUACAAAAGAAAAAUGAGCAGCUUCCUGAAUUAAAAGUAGAAUGUCAACAGGAUGAACCUUUAAUGGAAACAUCUGAGGGAAAAUACACAAAGCUGGAUGGUACUACAUGUGAGGUAGUUCCCAGUGAUGUUUCUCUUUCAUUUUGCCCUGAAAGGAGGGCAGAAACAUCUAGUGUAGACAUCACUGUUUCAGAGGAUCGGCCUUCUUUCACUGUUGUGUCAGACAUUCUUUCAAGUAAUGCUGGUGCAGAAAAAGAGAUGGUUGAUGGAAAAGAAACAACAGCACAGCCACCAAACACCUCAGAGGUUGUCGGGCAAAUGCUACAAGAUGAAAUGUUUAAGUUGAUUCAGCUGCAGCAGAUUAACUAUAUGAGCCUCAUGCAAAUAGUUGGAUUUGCCAACUUGCCAAAUGUGUCACAGCAGAUUCAGCAGCCGCAGGCCUUUCCAUUAGGAAGAAGCCUGGCUUCAAACACGGAAGAGAGUAAUAUACAUCGAUCUCCCCACAAACAGCCAGCAGAUUGUGUUCAAAAACAUACUGGCCAUCAGAUACCAACUCUGGAAAACAACUGGAAUGUUGGUGAGAAAAAUAGCAGUCCUCAGGAAGAAGAGAACUUACCUGAUCAGAACCAUGAUGGAAAUAACAUGAAACCUGUGCACUUCAGUGAUUCUUCAGUGUUACGAGAGAGUCAGUCUGUUGGUGCAAGAUUGAUUCUACCACCUCAAAGCCCGCCUCAUCAGAAUCCAGCCAGGCCACUUCCUCUGUUAUCUGCUUCCCUAAGUGCUGAGAAGAAACCAAAGCUUAUUCAGUUUGCAAAACCCUUAAAUACCAUAGAGGGUUUUCCUUUGCUUAAGCUAAAAACAAGCCAUCAAUUUCAGCCACUCAAUUUCUGCCUAGUAAGCCCCCCCAGAGUUUCCUCUGGACCAUUCUCACGACAAAGAGAAGCCUGGGAUCCCCCUUCAGCUCUGGCACAAGAUCCUCCAAGUUUGCAGAUGUCAGGACCCACAAAUGAGUCCAGAGCACAUCUAAAGUUGAAUCAUUAUGACCAAAAUGUUAUAAAACAAGCACAAGAGCAGACAAACCAUUGGAUAGAAACAGUCAAGAAAGAGACUUCCAAACAUUUACCUUUAGAUGAAUAUGGAAAAAAGGAAGAUGUAGCACCAUUACAAAACUUCCAUGAACGUCUAAAGGCAGAAAAACCAUUGGUUGACAAUGAAAUUAAUUUACAUAAAACAUGCAGAAAUUUUACUGCAAUUCCUUUGCUAUAUCUGAAGACCUGCCCCAAAUCCAAAGGUUUACCAAUCAGAUUUACAACAAAAAAUACAGAUUCCAGAGGACCCCUUGAACAGACAGGAUUACCAUUGCUUUAUGCUAAUUUACCUCCACUAACCAAGUUUCAGAUACCGAAACUCAUUCCACUUCAAGAUCUCAUUGCAUUUGAACAAAGCCAGCAUUUCAUUCAAGACCCACACCAAGGGCAUAAAGACCAUCCUAAGCAGAUCCAGCUAUUAAAAGCUAAUAUUAAACUGAGUGAAGCAAGACAAGUUAGGAGUAAUAAAAAAAGACAGAAGAGACGUAUUAAAAAUCAGAUCAAGGAGAAGGAAGAAAGGAUGAAAGCCGUUGUGACUAAUCAACAAGAUAAUUCUGCAGUUUUUCCUGAUGCUGUAGAGCAAACAAAGGAAUACCAAGCAGAAUUAAUAUCUGGCCAGUGUGAUGACAAUUCAUUACUGAAAUCAGAUACAUAUAUUUCAUCGGCAGCACUACAUUACCUGGCCUCUGUAGGAAAAAAGACUGCAGAUCUUCAAGAUGCUAGCACAAAUACAGAUUCUGUUCUUAAAUCACAUCAGAAUAUACAAACUGUAUCAGAUGAAUUAAUUGAUGAACCUGUUGGAAAUCAGUCAGUUACCUCUGCUGCUGCAUCUGUAACAGUUCUUAAAUCACAUCAGGAUGUUCAAACAGUCUCAGAAGAAAUAAAUGCUGAAACUAGUAAAAAUCAGCCAAUCAUUUCUGCUUCUGCUUCUGCUUCUGCUUCUGCUUCUGCAACAGAACUGUUGCCUUCUUGCGUUCCUCAGACAUUGCCACCAGAGUUGUAUCUGAAUGUUAAAUCAUCCAGUGAAACUACAGAGAAGCCUUUGCCAUCUUCAUCUGAUUUGGCUGAACAGAGAUAUAUCAGUGUGACCGAUAUAGAGGCUGGAGAUCUUCUCAAGAAUUUUCCAGUUAUAUCUGAGCCUGGUGCACAGCCUAUUGUCACACCACCUGUGAAGCCUGAAUUCCCAGCUUCUACAAGACCGCAUUCUCCAGCAGCCUCUGUUAGCAAUGUGGUACCACUGGAAGAAUUUAAGAGAGAAGGAAUAACAGAGGAAGAAACUGCUGGCGAUGAUCUUACUUCACGUCUCCUUUGUGAGGAUUUUCCCAAUGUUUACACAGGAUUGUUAGGCCAAAAGAUCAGUAGACAGCAUUUUUCUGGCAAACUACAAGAAAUGGAUAGACAACUAUCAUACUUACAAAAUUUGGCAGAAAGAAUGGAGAAAGAAUAUAGCGCUACUAAAUUGUUUGGGGAAACAGUGGAAGAUGUCAGUAUGAUACCUGAUCAAGAAGAGGAUGAUAUAUUGUUCUUUGCACCAGGUGUUAAGCUUUGCAAAGCAGAACGUUAUUCAACCCGUGUAAUAAUGGAGAAUUUUACAAAGGAGAAAGACUUCUUAGAAGCAGAACCUUCCCAAAAUAGUUUCAUUGCCUUGCAAACACCUUCUGUUUCACCUUCGGUAUCAGCUGCUAAUCAUCCCAGGGUCAAAAAGCUGUCUUCCGAUACUAGUUUUAAAAUGGAAGAACAAGAUGAGAGAUAUUCAGAAAAUCCCUGUCAAAUCACUGGCUUGAGUGGUGUUUUGGACAUCAUUAAUGAUCUUAUAGUGGAGAAUGGUGUUUCUCCUUUAGAGCUGGGCCUUACAGAAACUCAGGCUAAAAAAAUGGCCAGUCUUUCAAAUAUACCAAGUAAACAGUCAUACCAAAUGGAGAAAGAUAAAAAAGAGUUACAUGCUUGGAUGAAAAGAAAACGAAAAGAGAGACUUGCUGAAUAUAUGCAAACGCUGUCUGAAAAACGGGCAAAAGAACACAAUCCAUUCCGUUUGAGAAAAAUGUCCCUUGGACCGUCAACACGAGAGAUUAAAUUACAACAGAAAAAGAAAAAGGAGAAAGAUAAGGUCUUGCUAUCUGAACAUCAUAAUCUGAGAGUCAAUGAAGCUCUCACUCUGAUGCAUGACUUGCUGUCUGAUACAGUGCAGCUCCCUUCCAGUGAAUAUAAACCAUUGCCUAGAAGAAGAUCAUCGUAUGGUUUUAAGCAGCCACAUGUCACUUCUGCCGGAGGUUUCCCUGGGAGGAACAAGACAUAUGCCAAAGUUGUUUUGAAUCCAGCAAGAUCCCUUUCAAGUCUAUCUUGUGACACAGCUCAGAACAAGGGUCGACUCUGCCGAGCUUCUUACAGAAGAACAUCAUCAGAAUCCUGUCAAGGGGAGACAUGCUGGAAAAGCAGUAGAAGCCAGAGGCAAUGGACAAGUAGCAGGCUUGACCUGAGAAGCCAUGCUUCUGAUCAGACAAGAGAGUCAGUGAGUCAGAAAAGGCUCCUCACUUCUAGUAUGACAUCUCAGGCCACUGAGGAGACUGAAGAUGAUACUGUGAGUGUUUGGAGUGUCCCUGAUGAGAUCCAGCAAAUACUGUAUGGCACAACUAAUUCCUAUUUCAAGAAG
Molecule: messenger RNA, 9771 nt
Organism: Python bivittatus (Burmese python)
Lineage: Eukaryota; Metazoa; Chordata; Lepidosauria; Squamata; Pythonidae
Source: RefSeq, a predicted model, not a curated record